CAUUGUCUUUUCCUCUCUUCACUAGGUGUGAGUUCAGACAGGAGAUGGUUCGGCAGUGGGAGAUGAAGAAGCUGGAGCAGCAGCAGCGGAAGGAAGAAGAGAAGCAUCAUCAGUUGAUGGAGUGGAAUGAUGCCGAGAACCGGCGCCUCCAGGCCUUGAGGGAAGAACGUCUCCGACAGGAAGAAAUUGCUGAGAGAGAGCGCCUGUUGAAGGUUGCCCAAGUGCGAGCCGCCACUUUGGAAGAAUUCAUGAAGGAGAAAGAGAAAGAGGUGCUCCAGCUGCAGGAGGAAGCCAAGAACUUCAUCACUCCAGAAAACCUGGACGAGCGGAUUGAGGAGUGCCUGAACAGCCUGAAAAACUACAAUUUUGCCAUUGAUAAAGAAGGAAGGAUAGUCAAACGGAGCACCUUGUCUUAGGGACAGUGAAGACGACGGGAAUGGGAGCCUCUUGGAUGACCUCUGCUGGAGCAGUGAACUCU
Molecule: messenger RNA, 478 nt
Organism: Pogona vitticeps (central bearded dragon)
Lineage: Eukaryota; Metazoa; Chordata; Lepidosauria; Squamata; Agamidae
Source: RefSeq, a predicted model, not a curated record